UUUUCUGUAUUUGUGUGUGUGUGUUUUUCUGUAUUUGUGUGUGUGUUUUUCUGUAUUUGUGUGUGUGUUUCUGUAUUUGUGUGUGUGUGUCGGGGCCGUGUGCAGACCGCGUGUGGCGCAGAGCAGGAUCCAAACAAACCUCCACCGUUUCGGGGUCUGAGCGUGGUCGUGGUGAUGAGCAGUAAUGAGUGCUUCGGCUGCGGCCGGACGGGCCACUGGGUGAAGAACUGUCCGAGCGGCGGCCGUGGGCGAGGGAAGGGUCGCGGCAGAGGAAAAGACCUGUUCUGUUACCGCUGCGGCGAGCUCGGACACGUGGCCAGAGACUGCGAGCGGACUGAGGACGCCUGCUACAACUGUGGCCGAGGAGGGCACAUCUCCCGAGACUGCAAGGAGCCGAAGAAGGAGCGCGAAAGACAGCUGUGCGAACAGCUGUGCUACAACUGCGGCAAGGCCGGUCACAUGGCACGUGACUGUAACCACGCCCACGAGCAGAAGUGCUAUUCCUGCGGCGGCUUUGGACACAUCCAGAAGUGCUGCGAGAAGGUCAAGUGCUACAGGUGCGGGGAGAUUGGCCAUGUUGCGGUGCACUGCAGCAAGGCGUCCGAGCUGAACUGCUAUAACUGCGGGAAGUCGGGUCACCUGGCGAAAGAGUGCACCAUCGAAGCCACCGCUUAGCUGACCUCUGACCCCACCCCAACCUCUUCUUUCUCUCUCUGUUUGUUCCCUCUGAUUCUUCUCUUGUCAUUGGUCCAGAGGCCUGUCAGUCAGCCUCGUAACAGCCAAUCAGAGCAGGCGGAGGGAGGUGGAGGGGCGGACUCUAAGAAACAACUUUCUUCUUCUGUGUUUUAGUUUGGUAGCGGUGUUAUGAUGUACAGAGCUUUGUUUAAAUCUUUUCUGCCAGCCAAUUGGCUGAGAGAGUGAUGUAAAAAAAAAUAAGCCCCUCCCCUCUGCCCUGUGGUUGAGGCUAUAACAGAGGGAUGGAAGUUUGUAUCUUCCAAAGUUUAUUUUUAUUUUUGGACAACAUCGAGUUUGAGCGUGAUUGGCCCCACCUCCAGGAAACAGCCAAUCAUCUCACAGGAUGAAUGAGCCAAUCGGGACGGGUUGCAGCAGACAUUUUCCAGGUGUGUUUUUGUUGCGAUUCGGGGAGCAACACGCCAACAAAAACCAACAAUAAAAUGACAAAAACGAGAUUUCAGCUGCAAGAAGUCUGGCCGAAUAAAAUGAGAAAACCUUAUUUUUGUACAUUUGAUCUGUGAGCUGCUGUAAAGGUGUCGUUUGGUCUGACUCAGACUGUACGUUUUACCUGACAAUAAAAAGGUGAGGAGGAUGAGGGCGGA
Archocentrus centrarchus (flier cichlid) is the source of this 1337-nucleotide messenger RNA. It is a transcript of the gene cnbpb, whose product is annotated as CCHC-type zinc finger, nucleic acid binding protein b. Gene Ontology annotation, molecular function: nucleic acid binding; zinc ion binding. The record is from RefSeq and is a predicted model, not a curated record. NCBI's taxonomy places the organism in Eukaryota, Metazoa, Chordata, Actinopteri, Cichliformes, Cichlidae.